Larimichthys crocea (large yellow croaker) is the source of this 720-nucleotide messenger RNA. RefSeq names its product tripartite motif-containing protein 16-like protein. Lineage: Eukaryota; Metazoa; Chordata; Actinopteri; Sciaenidae. Gene Ontology annotation, molecular function: protein binding. The record is from RefSeq and is a predicted model, not a curated record. The annotation marks the transcript as partial. The transcript has a single exon.
GAUGUUUUACUGUCACAAGUAGAGCCAAAGACCAGAGCUGACUUCUUAAAAUAUUCACGUGAACUCACACUGGAUCCAAACACAGCAUACACACAGCUGUUAUUAUCUGAGGGGAACAGAAAAGCAACAUUAAUGAGUGAUCAACAGUCUUAUCCUCGUCAUCCAGACAGAUUCACGACAUUUGGUCAGGUCCUGAGCACAGAGAGUCUGACUGGACGUUGUUACUGGGAGGUGGAGUGGAGAGGAGGAGGAGUUCAUGUCGCAGUCGCAUACAAGAAUAUCAGCAGAGCAGGGAGCUUAAAUGAAUGUACAUUUGGACUCAAUGACAAAUCUUGGGAGUUAAGAUGUGCAAAAAACAGUUACACAUUUUGGUUCAACAAAGUCCAAACUCCUGUCUCAGGUCCUUGGUCCUCCAGAGUUGGAGUGUACCUGGAUCACAGUGCAGGUAUUCUGUCCUUCUACAGCGUCCCUGAAACCAUGACUCUCCUCCACAGAGUCCAGACCACGUUCACUCAGCCUCUCUAUGCUGGACUUCAGCUUUACUAUGCUUAUGGAGACACUGCAGAGUUGUGUAAAGUGAAAUAGACAGAAGUCAUUUAAGGGUUAAAUUCAGUCAUUUGAUUAUUGUUUCUUCAUUUCUUCACCUGUCAAUCAAACACUGUGGGCGGUACUUUGCCCUCUUCUCAUUGGUCGUUGUGUAAAUGUUUGAGUUUCUUUAGG